AUGUGGGUGGUGGGUGGCGCGAACCACUCGUUGGGUCGUCGGGACGCAAAUGGCCGGUCUUCCGAGGGGAAAAAGGCCAAGCCGGGACAUGAGACGUCGAGCGAAGAAUGUCGACCCGAGGGAGGGCGGUUGCGAGGCGAGCCUUUGCGGGUUGCCUCGGGGACAGACCAACAUGAACUGUACGAGAGGAGAGGCGACAAACAGACGCGAGAAGAAUGUGGUUCAUAUCGUUAUUUGUGUGCGUCGGAGGCGGAUGAUUGUUUCCGGCUCGGGCAGGGUGAUGUGUGCGAGUGUGUGUGUGUGUUUGUGCACCCGAGUCAUCGGCAUUUUAUCUGCUCGAAAGGCGGACGAGAGGAGGUAGACAAUAGCGUCACCUGUACAAAAGUGGCUGGUAAGAGUCCCGCUUCAGUCGUACAGUCAUGCCCGUCUCGUCGGCGCGAACAGCGCAUGCACGAGUCCCGCGUCUUCAGGAAAGUCGGCCGAUCAGGUGACAAUAAUUGGGCAAUUGGAUUCCGCCUGAUCGGGCUGGCCGAAAAAUCGCGAGGGGGGAGGAUGCUCGAGAUCUGCCGAGUUCACGAGGAGGGGAUUUGUCCUUCGACCUUUGUUGGUGUGUGCAAACAGGCAUUUUAUGUCUCAUCGCCAUGCCCAGUUCAGCUGGACACACCCUUAUACCACCACCCAACU
Molecule: messenger RNA, 684 nt
Organism: Protopolystoma xenopodis
Lineage: Eukaryota; Metazoa; Platyhelminthes; Monogenea; Polystomatidea; Polystomatidae
Source: the annotation of a GenBank genome assembly